AUGGUGCCCACUGGCUUUAGCAAGGCAGGGGGAGAGAGCAAUGAUGGCAUCCGCCAGUUGGAGGAGUUGGAUUACAGUUUUCUGGUAUAUGGAGAAAACUUUGAAAGAGCAGAAAUCAACGGAGAGAAGCUACUUAACAUCACUCGGCAAAAACUUAGUGAACUCGGUGUAAUCCGAACUGACCAUCAGGAUAUCAUAUUAAAAGCAGUUGCUGAUAUUUACAAAAAAGACAAAUCUGAAGAGGCAGCUAUGCAAGGAGAAGAUCAGAAUGACAAAAAGAUGCCUACCAGAUUCAGAAAACAAAGUGAACAUCUUGAGCAUGCUAUUGAUCAUGUGCUUGUCCUGAUAUCGGAAAGAAGAAGGGCGCGUACUCUACAUGGCACUAAUGAACAACCACCUCGUAACAUUCUUACAGCUGCUCUUGAACUGAUUAAUAUGGUCAAGAUGAUACUAAACAUUCUGGAAAGGCCUCCAUUUGAUUGCAUGUCAGAAUUUUCAAGUCUGAAAAGCCACCUCAUUAAACAUAUCACAUUACUGAAACAUUUCUCUGAGCAGCCUGGUGACUGGCUGCAAUUUCUUCAGGUCAGGGUGAAUAUAAUGAGAAAACCAGGAAGAAUAUGGGUCCCUGAGAUCCAAGUAUAUUUUGCAUUAAUCUACAGAUGA
Molecule: messenger RNA, 663 nt
Organism: Equus caballus (horse)
Lineage: Eukaryota; Metazoa; Chordata; Mammalia; Perissodactyla; Equidae
Source: RefSeq, a predicted model, not a curated record